This is a messenger RNA of Paramecium sonneborni, 1305 nucleotides long. The record is from the annotation of a GenBank genome assembly. NCBI's taxonomy places the organism in Eukaryota, Ciliophora, Oligohymenophorea, Peniculida, Parameciidae.
AUGGAAUCGUUGAAUGAAUAUGUAUUAUAAUUUAUUGAAUAAUAACGAUGCCAUCGUCAUCCAUUAGAGAAGGCAAAAAUGAUAAAAUUGAAAUGUAAUUUCCGUGAUUCAUUCAUUUGUACAUAAUGUAUAGAGAAUGAUAGUCAUAUUUAAAUGAUGUCAAUGAAGAGAGCUUCAGAUUUAUUAACGAAUUUCAUAAAGUUUGAUUGGAAAUAACCUUAACAAAAAACUUAGUAAAUAAAAGAUAAAUAAUUAUAAUUUACUGAAAUAUUCAAUAAUCUGUUACAAUUAUUGGAGACCUAAAUAAAUGAACGAGAUUAGAAAACUUAGAAUUUAUAGAAGAAUUACUAUUAGAAGUUGAAUGAAAUAGAAAGAAUAACAAGACAUUUGACUUCUGAUGCAAAGAUUGAUACAAAAAUAAAAGAUGUGAAUUUAAUGGAGAGAUAAACAUAAUUAUCUGAUAAUUUGAAAUCUUCUCUUCUUUUAUUAUUGUAAAAUGAUGAAUUAUUAUUAACAUGUAAUUAAAAGGAAUAUAAAUUGUUUAAUUAAAAAUUGGAUAAAAGACUUGUUAUUUUAGAUGAAAUACUUUAAGAUAUGACAUCUUAAAUAUAAUAAUAAAUGGAUGAAUUUAAUUAAAAUAUGUAGAAUACAUCAAUAUCUCGUAAAUUAUCAAAUGCUGACCCUUUUACAGGAACUUAAUCAAUUUUAGCAUCACCAAAAAUGAAUUUAAGUCCAAGUUAAAGAUAAUUAUUUAUAUCAACAUUUAGUAGUUAAUUAUCUAAAACUUUUUUGAAUCCAUUUACAUUUAAAUAAGUUCAUUCUUAAUUUAAAUUAAUAAGUCCUACAAGAUUAUUGGUACCACAAAAUUAAGGGAAUAAAACAAAUAAAACAAGAUUAGCUUUAAUAGGACCUCGUUUAUAAGAGGGACCUCUAAAACCACCAAAAUCAAUAACAUUUAGUAUCUAAUAAUAAAUAUUGUAAACAUUUUAAAUAGGAGUUUGUGAAACAGGAUCUGUUGAAUUGGAUCCUAUAAAACCACAUAAAUUGUUUUUUGCUUCUAAAUUUCCUUUUUUUAAUCGUGGAGAUUAAUUAACUCUUACUGUUAAUCCUGCAACUGGUUUAAUUCAAUUGGUUAAAAAUAAAGCAUUUAAUCAACCUGUUCAAGCAGAAUUGUAAAUAGAUUGUUGGACUAAUAUGGUUUUUGUAGUGGCAUCAUAAGAUUGUGGAGGUUCAGGAGAAAUACAUAUUAUAUAUGAUGAAUGAAAGAAGCUAUAUAUAUUUUUAAAAAUAAAAAGAUCGUUAAGG